AUGUCUCGACAAGUCGCAAGAGGAGUUGAUACGAAAAAAAUUAGUAGUGAACUCUUUGCACUGACUUAUGGCUCAAUAGUUGCCCAGCUUGUGAAUGAUUAUGAAGAAGAUGAUGAAAUCAACAAGCAACUUGAUAAGAUGGGCUACAACAUAGGAAUUAGAAUUAUUGAGGACUUUCUUGCUAGAUCAGGUAUCGGAAGGUGCACAGACUUCAGGGAGACAGCAGACAUCAUCUCAAAAGUGGCAUUUAAAAUGUUCCUUGGAAUCACACCCGUUGUCACUAAUUGGAGUUCAACUGGAGAUGAAUUUUCCUUACUAAUUGAGAACAACCCCCUAACUGAGUUUGUUGAACUUCCUGACAACCACAGCCAACUUAACUACUCAAACAUUAUCUGUGGAGCCAUGAGGGGUGCUCUUGAAAUGGUGCAGUUAGACGUUAGUGUCUGGUUCGUUCAGGACCAACUGAAGGGUGACAACAUCACAGAAAUAAGGUUAAAGUUCAACAAGAGGUUAGAAGAUGCUCUGCCCCCCGGAGAAGACUAA
Molecule: messenger RNA, 543 nt
Organism: Helobdella robusta
Lineage: Eukaryota; Metazoa; Annelida; Clitellata; Rhynchobdellida; Glossiphoniidae
Exons: 5
Coding region: 1-543 (180 amino acids)
Biological process (GO): intra-Golgi vesicle-mediated transport; endoplasmic reticulum to Golgi vesicle-mediated transport
Cellular component (GO): TRAPP complex; cytosol; cis-Golgi network membrane
Source: RefSeq, a predicted model, not a curated record